UUCUUAAUUUUCUCUUUCUCUAAUUAUUCAUCCCUCUUUCUUCCUUCUCCCUCUCUCUCUAUCUUUAGAUUAUCCAAACAAAAAAUUUGCCCCAUUCAAACAAUUAAUAGAGAAAAGGAGAGGAAAAAAACAAAGGUUUCUUUUCAACUCGAUCCUCUGGGCAAUUUUUGCCCUAAUAUCAUAUCUUUUCUCCUUCAUUUUGGAUCCACCAACUUUCUGGCUUUUUAAUUUCCUUUUCUUUAAUUUGUUCUUCAUAUAUGCAUGCUUGUUGCAUGCAUAUAAUAUCAAUAAUAUUUGAAAGAAUAUAUGGGGAAUGCAGUUAAGAGGAGAUAAAAUAAGCUUCCCUUUUUCAUCUCCUUUCUUUCCGCAUGGCUUAAGCGUUUACCUAAAACGGCAAAGGAAUCAGUUCUUCCUAUUGGCGUGGUCCUUUUGCUUGUGUUCUGUUUCAUCUCUAAGCAGAAUACACUUGGAUUUUUGGGGCUUUAUAAUCUAUACCAUGGCAACCAAAGUGAAGGGGAUUUACAAAUAUAUCACCAGUAUUUUUGUUGUUAAGGAGAGGGAGUUGGAGAUAGGAUGUCCAACUGAUGUUAAACAUGUGGCACAUAUUGGUUGGGAAGGUCCCUCUGGAAAUACACCCACUUGGAUGAAAGCAUUCAAGGCAGGGCCGGAAUUUGCAGCAACUUCUGUUGGUAGUUCUGGUUCUGCUUGGUCAUCUCAAGGUUAUUACUUCUUAAUAUAGCAUUAAAUAGAUUGGUAAGAAACGCAUAUGUAUGUGAAUACGUCCCAACUUUUUCUUUAUUGUGAGGAUUCAUCAAAAGUUGAUCAGAGUUCAAUUUGCU
Nicotiana tabacum (common tobacco) is the source of this 839-nucleotide messenger RNA. NCBI's taxonomy places the organism in Eukaryota, Viridiplantae, Streptophyta, Magnoliopsida, Solanales, Solanaceae. The record is from RefSeq and is a predicted model, not a curated record.